Molecule: messenger RNA, 1425 nt
Organism: Naegleria fowleri
Lineage: Eukaryota; Heterolobosea; Eutetramitea; Acrasida; Naegleriidae
Exons: 7
Coding region: 1-1425 (474 amino acids)
Biological process (GO): proteolysis
Molecular function (GO): serine-type carboxypeptidase activity
Source: RefSeq, a predicted model, not a curated record
AUGAAACAAUUAUUACCAAUCAUGUUCAUGAUGAUGGUGUUGAAUGCCUUCAUCCUCUCAUCAAAUAGUGUUGUAUAUGCUUCAUCCCGAUCCGAACUUACUUCUCUCCCGCUCUUGCAAGGAAAAUUUUCUGAAAAGCAAUAUACUGGAUUUGUGGACAUUCCGAGCUCUACACAACCACAAAAGAAAUUGUUUUAUUGGUUUGUAACUGCAAAGAAAGAUCCUCUCCGAUCUCCGGUGGUGUUAUGGAUGACUGGAGGACCAGGAUGUUCUGGAUUGUUGGCAUACAUGACUGAGCAUGGUCCCUAUCAACUCAACCAAGCUGGAAAUAUGCUCAUUGAGAAUCCAUAUUCAUGGAAUCAACAAGCAAAUAUUAUUUAUUUGGAACAACCAUAUGGAGUUGGAUACAGUACUGCAAAUCCUGUCAAUUCCACAAGUUAUCCUUCAGGUGACAAGGAAAGUGCAAGAGAUAAUUUGAGUUUUAUUGUGACCUUUUUAUUUGAACUUUUUCCUGAAUAUUCUAAAAAUGCAUUCUUUGUGAGUGGUGAGAGUUAUGGUGGUAAUUAUGUUCCACUUUUAGUUAGAGAAAUAUUGAAAUACAAUGCUAAUCAACCAUCAAAAAAGAUCGCACUCAAGGGCCUCAGUGUUGGUAAUCCAACCAUGGAUGGAAAUUUAGAUGCCAAUGGCUAUUUUCCAUUCAUGUAUAAUCAUGCAUUAGUUGGAAGUGAAGAAUUUUUACAAUAUCAAAAAGAAUGUCCAAAUUUUCUGACUCCCUCUCAGAAAUGUCAAGAUAUUAUCAACACCAUGAGAAAUAAUAUUGGACCAAUUAAUCCAUAUAAUAUCUAUGCCAAAUGCUUGGGAAAACCAUCCAUUGGAGGAGCUUGUUUCACACAUCAAAUGGUUUACUCUUCACAACUCAAGAAGAAAGUACCACGACGAGUGAUGGAUUCUCAAACUUAUAUUCCUUGUAUUAAUGUGACCACAACUACCAAUUACUUUAAUCGAAGAGAUGUUCAAUUAGCUAUUCAUGCCAUUGGAGCUAGUGAGAACACAAAAGAAUGGGAUGUCUGUUCGCCUUAUCUUCAAUAUAAUGAUAUUGUAGAUUCUAUGAUACCAGUUUACCAAGAAAUUUAUCAAUUGAAUCCUUCUUUAUUGACUUUAAUUUAUUCGGGAGAUGUGGACAGUUGUUGUCCUUAUCCAUCGACUGAGCUUGCUGUUAUGAAAUUUGGAUUUUCCAUCUCCAUUCCUUACCAUCCUUAUUUCUUGGACAAUCAAGUCGUUGGAUAUAUUAAGGGAUAUAACACAGAAAAAAACAUUUUCUUCGCGACAGUCAAGAAUGCUGGACAUAUGGUGCCUACUUAUCAGCCUGAAGUGGCCUUGAAGCUAUUCAAUGCCUUUUUGACAUGUAGCUUGUCGUCACUCUAA